CACUUAAUAUUACUUGUUUAGAGAUUGACUACUUCUCUUCUCCUAUUGUUGUUGUUGAGGCCAUUUCCUCUCCUUCUUAGGACCAUCUUUCCGCAGUAAAAAAUGGGAGAUAGGCUGCGCUUGGCAGUUGGAGUGAUGGGCAAUGCAGCUUCUUUGUUACUUUUCACUGCACCUAUAUUAACUUUUACAAGGGUGGUAAGGAAGAGAAGCAUCGAGAAGUUUUCAUGUGUUCCUUACGUCUGUACACUAUUAAACUGUCUCCUUUACACUUGGUAUGGAUUGCCAGUCGUAAGCUACAAAUGGGAGAACUUCCCUGUCGCCACCAUCAAUAGUUUAGGCAUUCUCCUUGAGUCUUCUUUCAUCAUCAUAUAUUUUCUAUUCGCUGAAACUAGAGGAAAGAUAAAAGUGGGUGUUACUAUGCUACCAGUUAUCCUAGUUUUCUCCAUAACGGCAGCUAUCUCGUCUUUUGCAUUGCAUGAUCACCAUACUCGCAAGGUAUUCACCGGGAGUGUUGGUCUGGUGGGCUCUGUGGGAAUGUAUGCUUCCCCAUUAGUGGCUAUGAAACUAGUAAUACAAACAAGGAGUGUGGAAUUCAUGCCGUUCUAUUUAUCAUUUUUCUCAUUCCUCUCAAGUUCACUUUGGCUGGCAUAUGGACUGCUAGGCCGUGAUCUCUUUAUAGCGUCCCCUAAUUUCCUGGGCGCCCCGUUAGGCAUCCUCCAGCUUUUACUAUACUGCAAGUAUAGAAAAAGGGGUGUCAUGGAAGAACCACAAAAAUGGGAUUUAGAAAAGAAUGAAGAAAUAUCCAAGCAGUUGCAACUGGUGGUUAAUGAAGAUACCAAUGGAAAGAGUUGAAAGAACUAGCAGCAGAUAAUGGCACUCCUUUUCAGUAUGGAGCGGAAACUAUAAUUCAAUGAAGCUCAUAGGAAGGCAGUAAGAGCAGCAGAAGUUCUGUAGUGAAGAUAUUUGUAGUGCCAUGAAUUUAAUGAUGUAUGAAGCAUGCUAAUGAAGUAAUGUCCUGUAUUGAAUAAAAUAUCAACAUAAGGGUGGAAAGGAAUCUCUCCUAUUGAGUA
This is a messenger RNA of Hevea brasiliensis (rubber tree), 1070 nucleotides long. Its product is annotated as bidirectional sugar transporter SWEET3. NCBI's taxonomy places the organism in Eukaryota, Viridiplantae, Streptophyta, Magnoliopsida, Malpighiales, Euphorbiaceae. The coding region runs from base 103 to 852 and encodes 249 amino acids. Gene Ontology annotation, cellular component: membrane. Gene Ontology annotation, molecular function: sugar transmembrane transporter activity. Gene Ontology annotation, biological process: carbohydrate transport. The transcript is spliced from 7 exons. The record is from RefSeq and is a predicted model, not a curated record.